Closterium sp. Naga37s-1 is the source of this 2616-nucleotide messenger RNA. NCBI's taxonomy places the organism in Eukaryota, Viridiplantae, Streptophyta, Zygnematophyceae, Desmidiales, Closteriaceae. The record is from the annotation of a GenBank genome assembly.
AUGGCGAGGGGUGCGGGUACAGGGGCAGGGGUACUGGCCGGUCUGCGCGAGCGGGGAGGGGGUGAGGCGGAGGGACGAACGAGAGGGGACGCGCAGCAAGGGUGCACGGAGGGGAGGGAGAAGAGCGAAGCGGGCGAGAGGAGCGAAGGGGGCAGGGGCGAGGGGGUGGUGGCGCAAGGCCUGGCAGCCGGUGCAUGCGAAGAUGAGACGAGCGCGCGCAGAGGCCGCGGGCAGCUAGAUCGGGGGGCAGCAGCGGGGCGGCCACGGGAGGAGGCGAGAGGCGACGGCCACGGGCACGGGCAGGGGCAGGGGCAGGGGCAGGGGCAGGGGCAGGGGCAGGGGCAGGGGCGGCGGGUGAUUGUGAUAUCGGGGCCCACAGCAGUGGGCAAGUCGCGGCUGGCGCUGGCGGUGGCGGAGGCGGUGCGGGGCGGCGAGGUGGUGAGUGCGGACUCGGUGCAGGUGUACCGCGGGCUGGACGUGGGGUCUGCCAAGGCCUCCCUUGAGGAACAGCGCCGCGUGCCACACCACCUGCUGGAUAUCCGCGAGCCGUGGCAAGAGUUCACAGCAGGCGACUUUUACGAGGCGGCGUGCACGGCCGUGGAGGGUGUGGUGCAGCGGGGGGGCGUGCCGGUGGUGGUGGGCGGCACGGGGCUGUACCUCGCAUGGCUGCUGCACGGCCGCCCCGCCACGCCCCCCUCCUGCCCCAACCUGGAACGCGCCGUUGCGGGCGAGAUCGAGGCCGCUGUGAUGCAGGCGAGGAGGGCGAGGAGGGGGGAGGGGACGAGGGCGGAUGAGAGGGGGGAUGAGAGGGGGGAUGUGAGGGGGGAUGAGAGGGGAGAUGAGAGGAGCGUAGCGGCGGUUGGUGGGGCAGAAGAGGCAGUAGGUGGGGGUGAGGGGGAUGCAGCAGCGGGAAGGGCGUCAGUAGCCGACGCAGUGAGGGGCGGCUUGGAGAAAGAGUUGAGUGCUGACGGGAGGAUCGAGGAGGGCAACGAUGGUGUGGGUGUGGGGGGAAUGGAGGAGGAGAUGGGGGGCCAGGGCGAAGCAGGGAGAGAGAGAGAGGCGAGGGAGCGGGGGUGGGCGAGCAGGCAGCCGCGUGUGAGGUAUUCGGAGGAGGGCGACUGGGAGGCCGCUCUGGCUGCCCUUGCUGCUGCGGGCGACCCAAUCACAGCAGGCCAGCUGGCACGGAAUGACUGGUACCGGCUGACCAGGGCGUUUGAGAUUCUCAGGGCCACGGGGCGGCCUCGAUCAGAGAUCACCGUGCCUUCCCACGAGGCCAAACACACCUCCCCGCCUGCUGCUGCUGCUGCUGCUGCCGCUGCCUCGUCACCUCCACCUUUCGCCUUCCAUUGUUUCUUCCUGGACGCCCCUCGCCUGCCCCUGUACCGCCGUAUAGAUCGACGCUGCGAAGAGAUGGUGCAAGGCGGGCUGCUGGAGGAGAGUCUGGCGCUGCUGCGAGCGGGGCUGCACCCCGACUCCUCCUCACCCACACGCGCCAUCGGCUACCGCCAGGCCAUGGCCUUCCUGCUGCACUGCCAGCGCCUCAUGGGGCAAGCGAGGACCACUGAGGAGCAAGAGCAACGGGUGGAAGAGCAACGGGUGGAAGAGCAACGGGUGGAAGAGCAACCGGUGGAAGUGGCGUUGCAGGAGGCGCUGCAGGCGGCGCUGUUGGCGUUUAUCUUGGAGUUUCAGCAGGCGUCGCGGCGCUACGCCAAGCGCCAGACCACGUGGUUCCGCUCCCAACCACUCUUCCAAUGGCUGCCCGCUCACACCCCCCUGGACGAGCUGGUGGAGAUGGUGCUGCGCGACUUUGAUGGGUCGACGGGUGGGGAGGGGCAGGCGGGUGGGGAGGUGCAGGCAGGUGGGGAAGGGCAGGGGGAUGGAGUGGAGCAGGGGGGUGGGGAAGGAAGAUUUGGGGCAGAGAGGGAAGGGGGGCAGGGUGGUGUUGGAGGAGGGGGCAGUGGGGGGGCGUGGGAAAAGGCGGUGAGGCGAGAGCAUCGCAGGGGGAGCAAGGAGGAGGAGCGGGCGCUGAAGGGGUAUCGGGCACAGCUGGAGUACGACUCACGACUCUCUCUCACCCCCCCCUCGCAUGCUCUCUGCAUCUUCCACCCUCUCUUGCGCUCGUGCCUGCACUGCACUGUCCUCACCUGCUCUCUUCAGUUUUCGCCUGCUCUCCUCUUUCCUCGCUUGCUCUCAUUUGUCCACCAGUGCAUGGGUGGUGUGCACCAUGCCGAGCAGGCAGUGUCAGACCAGCCGUCCAUACAGCUUACCAAUGCCAUCGAUGCCACGCUGGCGUGGAUUCGAGCCAACGUCACGCCGCACCAACAGGGCUCACAGAGCGAGCAAGGCAACGCUGCUGCUGCAGCAUUUUCUCCGCCCUCGAGCGCAUUGGUCCCCUCACUGCGCUGCGCCAUCUCCUUGCGCAGCACUCCCUGUAAUGUUACCCACCCCUCCCCCCUUCCCCACGUUUCAGUGCAACCAGAGCGCCAUGGAAGUGCGUUAGGCAACGUGUCGGGUAGAGCACGCAUAGAUGAGUCACACGCUGUGCUGCCGUCAAACCAUUCGAGUCGAGACGAGAGCCUCGAUGCAGCCGCAAUAUUGCUGGAAUAUUUGGAAUAG